CUAUGAAUCUGAAAUCAAUGGUAUUGGAAACCGAAAAUCAGGUAGCCAUAUUUGAACCCAAAAGUCAUGGAGACAGAUUUGAAAGAAGGUGUCAUAGAAAUUUGAUUUGAAACCAGAUUUAGCGCAUUUGAAACAGGUGUAAAUAGGACCUUGCACUCUGACAAGAAUGUAGGCAGGCACGCAGUCUGGCCUAUCACCCGCAUGAGAGAAAAAGUGGAACGCGGCCAAAAGAAGCCUAAUGCCAUUGUCCGCUCAUUAGUUGGCGGUCCGUGAUUGCAGAACGGUGGCCUCCCGACUAACCCGCUUAUUAAAGCGGCCUCCCUCCACAUUCCUGGCUUAAAUCUCUUUCUCCAAAUCCACACGCCCGCUUUUAUUAUGGACGGAAGCUAUCCCCAGACACAUCGCAACACUUCUUUCUGAGUGGACGUUUGAGGACAACUGGAAGUUAGUUGGUCCUCCGGAGAUGGACUUCCUGUCGGGCAGUGCCAGGGUUCGCUCCGACAGCGCAACGAGUGGCACUUCCACGUCAUCAUCGUCGUCCAGAAUGCUUCUACGCCAGAGGUUGGCUCAGCUCCUGAGUCGCAUCGACGACAUGAGCUCGGAGGACGAAGCCAGCGAAGAGAUGUCGCGUACGCUGGAUGACGCCUUUCAGCUAUGCUCGCGCUUUGCACCUCCCACCCACACCUUCAGGCUGCACAUGGUGACGUGGAAUGUCGCCACAGCAGAACCUCCUGAUGAUGUUACGUCGCUGCUACAACUCGAUGUACAGCCGCCCACCGAUAUCUACGUAAUUGGCCUGCAGGAAGUAUGCGCCACGCCUGUCCGCUUCAUCUCUGACUUGAUUGUGGAAGACUCGUGGAGUCACAUUUUCAUGGACACUCUGGCACCGCGAGGCUUUGUCAAGGUGGCAUCAGUGAGGAUGCAGGGUUUGCUGCUUUUGGUAUUCUCCAAACAGUCGCACCUGCCUUACAUCCGAGACAUCCACAGCACGUAUACCCGCACUGGGAUCUUCGGAUACUGGGGCAACAAAGGCGCAGUAUCUGUGCGUUUUUCCUUGUAUGGUCACAAGGUGUGCUUCCUUAACUGCCACCUGGCGGCGCACAUGAGCCACGCCUUGCAGCGUGUCGACGAGUUCGAACACAUCCUUGACACGCAGGAGUUCGACACUGACGACACGCGUCGAGUGCUGGACCACAAGCUGGUGUUUUGGUUCGGUGACUUGAACUUCCGCAUCGCAGACCAUGGCUUGCACUUCCUGCGCUCGUCCAUCAAUGACGGACGUCUCAACCUGCUGUGGAGCAAGGACCAGCUGCUGACCAUGAAGAAAAAGGAAGCCUUCCUGCAGGAAUUUGAGGAGGGUCCUUUGAAUUUCAAGCCCACCUACAAGUUCAGCAGGAACUCUGACACCUACGACCUGGGCGGUAAGAAGAGGAAGCCGGCCUGGACUGAUCGCAUCCUGUGGCGUGUGAAACCCAAAAACACAGCUUCGGAAGGUGACGACGACGACAAGACCUCGACUUCCACGGAAGACGGCCUGGAUGAUUACCCUAUGGUGGUGACUCAGGAUAAAUACACCAGUGACAUGAGCUACAGAGUCAGUGACCAUAAGCCUGUCAUGGCGAGCUUCAGCCUGGAGCUGAGGAAACACUUUGACACUCCGCUGGUCCACAUAUCGCCUGAGGGUGUUUGGAGUGCUGACCAAGAUGCUCUCCUCAACUACACCGUCCAGGAAGACUUCCUCUCCUCUACGUGGGACUGGAUUGGCCUGUACAAGGUUGGCUUUAAGAGCUCGAGCGACUACGAGACUUUUGUGUGGGUUCGAGAGAACGAGCUUCCGGAGGUUGACGAAGUCAUUCAGAUCUCCGUGGAUAAGGAUGACAUCCCUCUGCUAGGCGGACAGUACGUCUUGGGCUACUAUAGUACCAACAUGCAGAGCAUCAUUGGUCUCAGUGUGAACUUUCAGAUCUUGGAGUCAAAACGUGCUGUCAUGGAAGGUCUGGUGCCAGAGAACAUCAACGGGCUCACCAAAUAAAAUUAGAUACCGUUGUGUCUUGUCAAACUCCAACUUGAUCCGAGAUCAAAGCACUGCAACGUCACCGAUGUCAUGAAAUGUCUUAUCAUUUGAUUACCAGGCCUAAGAUGUAAUCAUUUAAUCAUAAAAGACGAAGACAUGUCAAUUAAUGUAAUUCAGCAACAUGUAUUUGGCGAGUCAUUAACGAGGGACCUGUCGAUACAUUCUUGAAAAAUGAAUGAUGGUGACUUGUGAUUAAUUUAGGAAUUAAUCUCUUCGUAUUGAUUUUCAAAAUGUAUUAAAUGAUUUUUUUCUGUGUGCAUUUUUAGUCAAAUUAAGUGACUUUUGAACUUAUGUCAAUUUAUGUAAAAGUGCUGAAUGUGCCUAAUUAAAGUGGAAACGGCAAAUGAGUGGUAUGAAAUAAAAUUAUUUAUUUAACAUACUGUAAUUUGUGGUCAAGAUACAUGGGCAGAUAAAGGUGCAUAUACCUUUUCAGCACAAAUGCAAGCAAUAAUUUUGAAUAUGUUAUUUGGAUGUGUUAAAUUAAAUAAAAUGUU
Corythoichthys intestinalis (scribbled pipefish) is the source of this 2568-nucleotide messenger RNA. RefSeq names its product inositol polyphosphate-5-phosphatase Kb (gene inpp5kb). Lineage: Eukaryota; Metazoa; Chordata; Actinopteri; Syngnathiformes; Syngnathidae. Gene Ontology annotation, cellular component: plasma membrane; cytoplasm; endoplasmic reticulum. Gene Ontology annotation, biological process: negative regulation of glycogen biosynthetic process; negative regulation of insulin receptor signaling pathway; negative regulation of phosphatidylinositol 3-kinase/protein kinase B signal transduction. Gene Ontology annotation, molecular function: phosphatidylinositol-3,4,5-trisphosphate 5-phosphatase activity; inositol bisphosphate phosphatase activity; phosphatidylinositol-4,5-bisphosphate 5-phosphatase activity. The record is from RefSeq and is a predicted model, not a curated record. The transcript has 12 exons. The coding region runs from base 464 to 2032 and encodes 522 amino acids.